Ruditapes philippinarum (Manila clam) is the source of this 2778-nucleotide messenger RNA. RefSeq names its product tektin-2-like. Gene Ontology annotation, biological process: cilium movement involved in cell motility; cilium assembly. The record is from RefSeq and is a predicted model, not a curated record. The transcript is spliced from 7 exons. The coding region runs from base 207 to 1475 and encodes 422 amino acids. Lineage: Eukaryota; Metazoa; Mollusca; Bivalvia; Venerida; Veneridae. Gene Ontology annotation, cellular component: nucleus; microtubule cytoskeleton.
GGACGCUAUUUGUACAAUUAAUUUUCAUUGGAUAGCUAAUGUUCAUUCACCAAUGAUAGAUCGUGUUUCAUAAUUAAUAGACUAGGGUGUUUAGAUAGCAACGAGACAGUUUGCAGCAGUAACUGCAAGUAGGACAACAAGUGGAAGGGAAUCGUAAGAUUUAGAGCAAGUGAGUGACUGAUUGCAGUUCAGAAAAUAGAAUCGUCAUGGCAACAGAGGUUCGUCAAACCACUAGGCAUCAGCCUUGUGACUGGUUCACAAACAAUUAUUCAAUAUCAACAAAUGCUGAGCGUCAGCGAGAAGCUUCCCAUCAAACCAGACAGGAGAGCAGAUAUCUUAGAAAUGAAACUGAUAAUCAAACAAAAUGGGACCAACACUCAAAUAAUGUCAGAUUAUCUGACAGAGUUGAUGUUAUUCGUAAAUGGAAAGAAAUUCUUGAGAAGACAUUAGCAGAUAUUGAUAAAGAAAUUGCUGAUCUCUCAGAAGCCAAGGAGCUCACAGAGCAAGCUCUCGAAGCUAAGAACCUUCCAACUGAUGUUGCAAUUGAAAAUCUAACCCUCAGAGAAGGCAGACAGUCAAUUGAUAUUGUUGAAGAUGAAGUUGAAAGUCAGCUCCAUAAGGAAGUUGAAGUUAUUGAUGGAAUCAAGAAAUUGCUGCAGCAGAGAAUUGGAGAAGGGUUUGAACAACUGUGUCUACUCCAGGAGGCACGACAACAGCUCCAAGCUGAUCUGCAGGACAAAAAUAUUGCUCUGGGUAUUGAUGUAGAACAAUACAAUCUAACAGACAGGUCACCAAACAUCAGCUACAAGCCAGACUCCCUCAGAGUUCCUAAAGGGAGUACAACACCACAGCAGUGGGAAGACUUUAGCCGAUACAACAAGGAGCGUGCCGAGGCAGAGAUGGCUGCUUCAACACGUUUACGUGAGGCUAUCCACCACACCCUCCAGCAGACUGAAAAUGAUCUUGAGGCUCAGAAAAUUGCCACAGAGUAUGCUUUCAGACGUAGAAUUCACGAGUUUGAACGUGCCAGAGAUGAACUUGAAUGGCAAAAGAAAAAUACAGAGGAGGAGAUUGCAGAGUUGGAAAAUGAUAUCCGAGGUAUUGAGGAGGCAAUUCGUGCAAAGAUCAAUCCAACAAAGUUGGCUCAAACUCGUCUCGAGAAUCGUACAUACAGGCCAAAUGUAGAGCUGUGUAGGGAUGCCCCACAAUAUGGUCUAACAGAUGAGGUGAAACAACUAGAGGCUACAAAACGUGCCCUUGAGGAGAAACUUAGACAAGCAAAACAUGCUUUGGAUGGUCUAUACAAUAACCUUCACCGAAUCAAUGAUGACCUGGCCCAGAAGAAUAACAGCCUUGACCUAGAUAACAAAUGUAUGGACGUUAGGCAGAAACUGAACACCCGCCCACAAACAACCAUGGAAAGAAACCUUACAUUGACAGGGAUUGAACGUGAAAGAUCAAAAAUUUUGGCAUAAUGAACAGACUUAAUUGAAAAAAAGAAAAAAAAAAUCUAGAUGUUUUUCACAACUGGAGCAUUUUCAAAUAAAUUAUUUGUAUUACAUUUAUCAGUAUUUGACCAAACUAUUUUUGGUUUUUGUACAUGUCUUUUUUUAUUCUUCAACCUUUAUUCUUUAUUAAUUACGAUGAAAGACUGCGAAAAAAAGUGAAUUUAUUAUUUUUUUAGUUUUAAUCAAUGCUUGUUGAAAAUUUUACAAUGUGCUCAUAUUUUUGUUGUUUUUAUUCCUUCUGUGUUGGUAUAUAGUCAUAAAGAAUCAUAUGCAUUGGGAUAUAUUUUUUCUCAUAAAAUUAUUUACAUUUUUUUUUUUUAAGUUUUUUUUUCUGUGUUAAAAAAUGAACAAAUUAUAUUGUUAUAUAUAUUAACUGCCAACGGAGACCUGUACAAAUAUGACUCAGUAUCAAUAUUAAAAUGGACAUUGGCUUUAUGAAUGCGUAUUGGGGAAGUCAGAAAAAAAUGAAGAAAAAAAUGUUGUUUUUUUCAUAUGUUACAUAAUGGUUAUAUUUAAUCAUUUACAUAAUGGUUAUAUAUAAUCAUUAAUGUGAAUAUCACAGAACUUUCAUUACAAGAAUCUUGAGCCAGUGUAAUUCUAGUUUUCUAUUGUUUGCAAUGUCCAUUGUUCCUCCCUGUUAUUGUUUUAUUGUUUAUAAAGCUGUGAUAUUGUUGCUUGAAUCAGUAGCUAGAGAGUAUCUGAGUGACCCUCACCUUUCGUUAUCGUCUUUGUGUUAUACCCCACCCUCCUUAUAAACCAUUUUAAUACACAUCCUGUAUAUCGUUUUCAAAUUUUUUAUAUAUUAUGUUUUUUAGAGGUAUCAUUUUACUGAGACACAAACACCAAAUGAAAAAAUAAUGUUGCAUGUAUGAAUUUAUUUAAUCUUAAAUGUUGCAUCCAAGAUGCAAUCUAACCUUUUAAUUAUAUAGAAUAUACAAUUGUUGUAUAAAAAUGAAAAAAAAAGAAAAAGAUUUCAAACUCAGUAUAUGAGCCAAAAAAAAAAUUACGUUGUUGAAUGAGGAAAAAUAAACAAUUUAAGAGAACAUUAAAUUUAUUUGUGACUAAAAACUGUUUUAUUUGUAUGUAAACUGUUUUACAAAAUGAGUGAUUUAGUGUCCUAGAAAGAAUAAAAUACAAGAGACACUUAAAACAGGAAAGUCGGACAAGUUUGACUGAACAUAACCUAGAAGACAUUCUUUAUGGCGUGUUCAACAACUUUGUUAUUUUGCAUAUCUUUUAAUGAGAAUGAAAAAAUAAAAGUGAAUGUGUA